UCACACGACUGAGAUAAGGGAGUCAGAAGUGCUGGCGAGUGUCCGGACAUUUUGCUGCUGGUAGUUCGACAGUUGUCCCCGUGACUUCAAAUAUUUCCUGACAUUCCUGGUGAUGUCCUAAACCUGUGAACAGCAGCAGCGACUUUGUGGUGCGAUACACUCCCGCGCUUUGUGUACCUACAGACUUCAGUGUUAGAAAUCAGCCUCGUCAGUCGAGUAUCUGGCGAACUCCAACCUCUUCCUCUCUACUUCUCUCACAUGAUCAGAAGUGUCAUUAUUGUCUACAGCUGUCCCGCUACGAGACAUUCACUCACUGAGCAUCAGGCGACUUCAGCCUCAUCUACAGCUGUCACACAUCUACAGCUGUCAGACUUCAGCCUCAUCUACAGCUCUCGCUCUACUGGACAACUCAGCAUCAGACGACUUGUUCUGUCACGUGCUCUCAAGGUGCACUGUCCUGCGAGGACAUCCAUGACAAUGACACACAGCUGCAAGAGGGCCGUUAGUGAGGGAGUGACAAUGACAGGAGUUGUGUUGUUGACUGCUGUCCUGGGCGGUUGUUGUGGGUUCAAGUGCUACCAGUGCUCCUACUCCUACGACCCUGGCGCCACGUCCAACAAUAUGGACUGCAUCUACAGCCCUGCCCGCGUCGCCGACGUCCACAUCAACUAUCACUGCGACAAACGCUGCUACACACAGGAGUUCUACUCACUGGAAAACAGCAGAGUGGAGUCCAUCAUACGCACGUGCAACUGGAAGAACGACAGCGGCUACUGCAUCAAGGACUCGCUGUCCAUCACCUGCUACGACUCGUGCGCCUUCGAUCUGUGCAACGACAUCCAGCAGCCGCUGCACGAAAUCUUCCCCAUCAAAGACAGCAGCGGCGGUACCGACGGCCAGACCAGCGACAUGUCACAUUGCCACGGGGCUGGAGUCACUGUCAUGAUGACUGCCAUGGCCACUGCAGUACUGACUACUUGCCUGCUUGUCUAGAACAAGGUCUGGGUCACCAGACUUCCUCACAGUUGGUAGAACAGGUGAUUAUGAGGCUGUGUCACGUCUGUCACACAUCAAUCAAACUCCGCGUGACAGACUGACAACUAUAUUCCGAGUGUCACAGACUGACACCUAUGUUCUUGGUAUCACAGACUGACACCUAUGUUCCUAGUGUCACAGACAGACACCUAUGUUCUUGGUGUCACAGACUGACACCUAUGUUCUUGGUGUCACAGACUGACACCUAUGUUCUUGGUAUCACAGACUGACACCUAUGUUCCUAGUGUCACAGACAGACACCUAUGUUCCUAGUGUCACAGACAGACACCUAUGUUCUUGGUGUCACAGACUGACACCUAUGUUCUUGGUGUCACAGACUGACACCUAUGUUCUUGGUAUCACAGACUGACACCUAUGUUCCUAGUGUCACAGACAGACACCUAUGUUCUUGGUGUCACAGGCUGACACCUAUGUUCCUGGUGUCACAAACUGACACCUAUGUGAUCUCUUAAUUCCUUACUUAUUCUCUACUCAGCCUCUACUUCAUCCCCAACCGGUCUUAGUGUAAUGUGAGGACCAUAACGAUGUCUGUAAGAACAUAAUGUCGGGUAUGUACUGACUUGUCUGUAAGAACAUAAUGUCGGGUAUGUACUGACUUGUCUGUAAGAACAUAAUGUCGGGUAUGUACUGACUUGUCUGUAAGAACAUAAUGUCGGGUAUGUACUGACUUGUCUGUAAGAACAUAAUGUCGGGUAUGUACUGACUUGUCUGUAAGAACAUAAUGUCGGGUAUGUACUGACUUGUCUGUAAGAACAUAAUGUCGGGUAUGUACUGACUUGUCUGUAAGAACAUAAUGUCGGGUAUGUACUGACUUGUCUGUAAGAACAUAAUGUCGGGUAUGUACUGACUUGUCUGUAAGAACAUAAUGUCGGGUAUGUACUGACUUGUCUGUAAGAACAUAAUGUCGGGUAUGUACUGACUUGUCUGUAAAAACAUAAUGUCGGGUAUGUACUGACUUGUCUGUAAGAACAUAAUGUCGGGUAUGUACUGACUUGUCUGUAAGAACAUAAUGUCGGGUAUGUACUGACUUGUCUGUAAGUGCCAAACGCUUGCCAAUUGUUGACAGGUGUAAGGGUGUGUCACGCUCGUAUUUGAGGACUUAUGUAACUUUCAGGGUAGAAAGUGUGGUAGUUGUUGUCGUAUAUCUAAAGGUGAGUGUAAUGCUCAACAGUUGCUGAGGUGAGUCUACAUGCAAGCGUGUGAGUGUCUUUAGCAAACAGAAGAAAGGGAUUUGUGCUUGAAAGUAUUGACAGUCCUUGAAUAACAUUAUUUAAUACAUGAUAGAGUAAGAAUUAUGUGUCAUGUUAUACAUACAUUUUAUUCAAAUAUUUGAUAAAAUAUAUUUCCAAGAAUAUAUAAACAGCUGUAACAAAAGUGUGCAUGUAUUGACAUAAAAUAAAGACAUUAUAAAGGUAUACAAUGUGUUAUAAUCUCUAGAUAUACGUGAAUGUACCUUUGUAAAUGUAGAAAUAAGCUGUGAGUGUGCUGCACACCUGUAAAUAGUCGUGUGAUUGUGAUUUCUGACUGUGGUGACUGAUGCUAACAGUUUGGCCUCCACGUGCAUUUCAUGACAAAACAAACAUUCCUGUCAGAGGGCGGUAGUUGAUGUUGACCUGUCUGGUGGCAAAAGUGCGGACAUAGUCACUUCUGACAGAAGACGAAUCAUAGAUGGCAUGUCAUUGCUCACAGACAACAG
This is a messenger RNA of Pomacea canaliculata, 2752 nucleotides long. RefSeq lists its product as uncharacterized. The transcript is spliced from 4 exons. The coding region runs from base 259 to 993 and encodes 244 amino acids. The record is from RefSeq and is a predicted model, not a curated record. Lineage: Eukaryota; Metazoa; Mollusca; Gastropoda; Architaenioglossa; Ampullariidae.